This is a messenger RNA of Sphaeroforma arctica JP610, 1771 nucleotides long. RefSeq lists its product as hypothetical. Bases 168 to 1682 code for a protein of 504 amino acids. The transcript has 2 exons. Gene Ontology annotation, molecular function: ATP-dependent protein folding chaperone; ATP binding. The record is from RefSeq and is a predicted model, not a curated record. NCBI's taxonomy places the organism in Eukaryota, Ichthyosporea, Ichthyophonida. Gene Ontology annotation, cellular component: nucleus; cytosol. Gene Ontology annotation, biological process: protein folding.
GCCAUACUGCACUGCUGCACAAGAGACGAUAGUAAAAAUAAAUAACAACAUAUAUAUAUUUCUAAACACGUGAGUGCGGUUGAUAGACGCAAGCUUGAGAGGAAAUAGUAUAUUUGCAUAUAAUCCUAACUAUUAUUGUCGAAGUAAUAGCUUUUUUAUUAUUAAGUAUGCCUUGUGUUGUAGGAAUCGAUUUUGGUGCCACAAAUGUGUGCGUAGCCGUGGCCCGAAAGGAUGGCACAGUCGAGGUUGUUGCGAACGAUUUGGGAGACUUCGUUACUCCGGCAUGUGUGUCUUUCAAUGAACUCGAGAGUGUUGUUGGUGGACCUGCAAAGCAGCAGCUUGUGCGAAAUUCAGAGAACACAGCCACUGGCAUGAAACGUCUCAUCGGCCGGAAAUACGCAGAUCUCUCAGAUGCAGAUAAGAAACAGGCAAACUGCAAAGUAGUAAACAAGGACGGCAAGCCUCAUUACAGUGUUACAUUCAAAGAAGAGAAUGCCACAUUUACCCCUGAACAAUUGACCACCAUGCUUCUGGAGAAGGUUAAAGAGACUGCUGAGCACUUCGCAGGUGACUCCGUGUUCGAGUGUGUUAUCUCAGUUCCCGCUACUUUCACUCAAGAGCAGAAAGCGGCCCUGAAGCAGGCUGCUUUUGAUGCCAAAUUAUCCGUGUUACGAUUCAUCAACGAGCCCACCGCCACAUGCUUGCAAUACGGUAUCGGCCAGAAAGAUGGAGAUCGCAAGCGUGACAUCCACGUCCUGGUGUACGAUCUCGGAGCUACACACUUGACCGUAAAUGUGCUAUUAGUACGAGAUGGUCUGUAUCAGAUAGUAGCCACUGAGACAGUUGCUGAUUUCGGAGGAAUCUCGUUUGACACGCGACUUAUGCAGUAUUUCGCUAUGGAAUUCAUGAAAAAAAGCAAGUUAGAUAUUCGCACGAGCCCUCGCGCAAUCGCUAAGCUCAGGCUGGAAUGUGAGCGCAUCACCAACGUGCUUACUACCGCUAACUCUACUAUGGCAGCUAUCGACUCGCUUAUGGAAGGAAUGGAUCUUCACGCCAGUAUGGAUCGCGAGCGCUUCGAGACCCUUUGUGAACCCAUUUUCCAGAAAGCCUUCGAGCCUAUCGCUGCUGCAAUCAAGAAGUCUGAAUUCUCAAUGGACGAUAUUGACUACGUAAUUAUGACUGGCGGUGCCGCAAAGGUCCCAAAGCUACAAACACUAAUGCACGAGUACUUCCAGGACGUCGAUGCACACAUAGACUACCAAUACCCUACGGAUCAAGCAGUGGCCAUGGGUGCUGCCCAACAGGCCUCACUACUAUUUGGUCACUCGCACUCCGAAAGCAACAGCGAAUACGACCAAACACACGUGUUGGCUCACAGUAUCGGGUUUGAGGACUCCUACGGAAAUUUCAAGACCCUGUUGGGCGCGAAUACUGCACUACCCACGCGCAAACACUUGACCUUCAGCAUGCCUAAGGAUCAAAACGAUUUCUUACUUAGAUUAUUCGAAGGUGCCCAGAACGAGAAGAAGUGCACCGGGUGUACGCUUGUUGCAGAAAUUGCCGCACGAGAUGUUGCUGAUAAGGCUCUUCAGCUAACACUUUAUGUACGAGAGGAUUCCUCUGUUCACGUUACCCUUAUGAAUACGGAGAACGGUGAGCGUGUAUUCGAUGAGCGCUUCUAAAUUAGAAAUCUUUAGGAAGUGUAUGAUCAAAAAAUAAAUUGUACUUUAGUCCUGUGUUUGGUCUAGUUUUAAUUACUAGUAAACCAACA